Messenger RNA from Aspergillus pseudoviridinutans, 801 nucleotides. RefSeq lists its product as uncharacterized. Gene Ontology annotation, molecular function: transmembrane transporter activity. The coding region runs from base 1 to 801 and encodes 266 amino acids. Gene Ontology annotation, cellular component: membrane. Gene Ontology annotation, biological process: transmembrane transport. The transcript is spliced from 4 exons. The record is from RefSeq and is a predicted model, not a curated record. NCBI's taxonomy places the organism in Eukaryota, Fungi, Ascomycota, Eurotiomycetes, Eurotiales, Aspergillaceae.
AUGUCAGAGGAAACUCACGACGCAGCCUCGCUCGGGCCGCUAGCAAUCCAAUCUGCAGUCCUGGUGUCAGGCAUAAUGGGAUGGAUCCUGACUAUCUCAAUGUGCUUCUGCUUGACCGAUCUCGACAGCAUCCUUCGAACCCCCACAGGUCUUCCAGCGGCCCAAAUCUUCCUGAACGCUGGCGGAAAGACCGGUGGCACAAUCAUGUGGGGGUUUGCCAUCCUAGUCCAGUUCUUCACUGGCUGCUCGGCCAUGCUGGCAGAUACGCGAAUGGCAUACGCCUUCGCCCGUGAUGAGGCCCUACCGUUCUCCUCCUUCCUAUCCAAAAUUAACAAAUACACCCGCACUCCCGUCAACGCCGUCUGGUUCGUCGUUCUUUUCAGCAUCGGCCUCAACUGCAUCGCCAUCGGAUCGACGCAAACGGCCACCGCGAUCUUCAGCAUCACAGCCCCAGCACUGGAUCUCUCAUAUGUCUCCGUCAUCCUUGCCCAUAGACUCUAUAAGGAUAAGGUCAAGUUCGUCGAGGGGCCAUUCACGCUUGGUCGAUGGGCCGCAGCCAUUAACUGGAUUUCCAUCGUCUGGGUCUUGUUCAUUAGCACGGUGCUCUUCUUCCCGCCGACUGUGCCGGUCACGGCGUCGAAUAUGAAUUAUGCGAUCUGCGUGGGUGCUUUUAUCGCUGCGUUUGCGCUCUUUUGGUGGUGGGCGUAUGCGCGUGGAAAAUAUACUGGUCCGCGGACGAAUGAGUAUAUACAAGAGAUUCCCACGGAGGAUUUGGACGAGGACUAUGGAACAUUGCGUUAG